Molecule: messenger RNA, 4195 nt
Organism: Acomys russatus (golden spiny mouse)
Lineage: Eukaryota; Metazoa; Chordata; Mammalia; Rodentia; Muridae
Gene: Smc4
Product: structural maintenance of chromosomes 4
Exons: 24
Coding region: 219-4079 (1286 amino acids)
Biological process (GO): mitotic chromosome condensation
Cellular component (GO): chromosome
Molecular function (GO): ATP binding; ATP hydrolysis activity; protein binding
Source: RefSeq, a predicted model, not a curated record
CCGAAGAUGGCGGUGGGAAUCGCCGCACUUUUUUUUCAAAUUCGCGGGUCCCAGAAACCAUUGCGCGCAUUUGUAACGAAUUUCCGUUCGAGUUUGGAUUUUAGGCGCCAUUUUCGAGUGGAAGGACCCGGAGCCGAGACACCGGUAGGAGCGAGGCUGGGGGUCGGCCGUGUCCCACGGCUUCAGCCCCUAUCGGAGUGGAGCCGCCGACAGCCACCAUGCGGCGUAAGGGCACCAAGCCCUCCACUGCUUGCCACCAGGAGGAAGGGCCGCCGCCCUCACCGGACGGCGCCCACAGCGAUGGGGACCCGGAGCAACCGGCCGGCGGAGCGGACAGCGCAGCAGCCGCAGAGGCUCCAGGUGAGGAACUUGAUAACAGAAGUCUAGAAGAGAUUUUGAGUAGUGUCCCUCCACCGCCACCUCCCGCGAUGGCCAGUGAAGCUGGAGCUCCUCGGCUUAUGAUAACUCAUAUUGUAAACCAAAACUUCAAGUCCUAUGCUGGAGAAAAAAUUCUGGGACCAUUCCAUAAGCGCUUUUCCUGUAUUAUUGGGCCAAAUGGCAGUGGAAAAUCCAAUGUUAUUGAUUCCAUGCUUUUUGUGUUUGGCUAUCGAGCACAAAAAAUAAGGUCUAAAAAGCUGUCGGUACUGAUACAUAAUUCUGAUGAACACAAGGAUAUUCAGAGUUGUACUGUAGAAGUUCAUUUUCAAAAGAUAAUUGACAAGGAAGGGGAUGAUUAUGAAGUCAUUCCUGACAGUAACUUCUAUGUAUCUAGAACAGCCUACAGAGAUAACACUUCUGUCUAUCAUAUAAGUGGGAAGAAGAGGACAUUUAAAGAUGUUGGAAAUCUUCUAAGAAGCCAUGGGAUUGACCUGGACCACAAUCGAUUUUUAAUCUUGCAGGGUGAAGUUGAACAGAUUGCUAUGAUGAAACCAAAAGGCCAGACUGAACAUGAUGAGGGUAUGCUUGAAUACUUAGAAGACAUAAUUGGUUGUGGACGGCUAAAUGAACCUAUUAAAGUCCUGUGUCGGAGAGUUGAAAUACUAAAUGAACACAGAGGAGAAAAGUUAAACAGAGUUAAAAUGGUGGAAAAGGAAAAGGAUGCCCUAGAAGGAGAGAAAAACAUAGCCAUUGAGUUCCUUACCCUGGAAAAUGAAAUAUUUAAGAAAAAGAAUCAUAUCUGUCAGUAUUACAUUUAUGAUCUACAGAAAAGAGUUGCUGAAAUGAAAACUCAAAAGGAAAAAAUUCAUGAAGAUACUAAAGAAAUUACUGAGAAAAGCAAUGUGCUUUCAAAUGAAAUGAAAGCUAAGAAUUCCGCUGUAAAGGACAUAGAAAAGAAACUCAACAAAGUUACAAAAUUUAUUGAACAGAAUAAAGAAAAAUUUACACAGCUGGAUUUGGAAGAUGUUCAAGUUAGGGAAAAAUUAAAACAUGCUACAAGUAAAGCCAAAAAACUGGAGAAACAACUUCAAAAAGAUAAAGAAAAGGUUGAAGAGCUAAGAAGUAUACCUGCCAAGAGUAAAAAUGUCAUAAAUGAAAUGACAACUAAAAGCAAUUCUCUUGAGAAAGAGAGGGACAUAGAAGAAAAAAAAUUAAAAGAAGUUAUGGAUAGCCUUAAACAGGAGACACAAGGGCUUCAGAAAGAAAAGGAGAUUCAAGAAAAGGAACUUAUGAGUUUUAACAAAUCAGUAAAUGAAGCACGUUCAAAAAUGGAAGUCGCUCAGUCAGAACUUGAUAUCUAUCUCAGUCGACAUAAUACAGCAGUGUUGCAACUAAGUAAGGCGAAGGAAGCUUUAAUUACAGCUUCCGAGACUCUCAAAGAAAGAAAAGCUGCAAUCAGAGACAUAAACACAAAGCUUCCUCAGACUCAACAAGAAUUAAAGAAGAAAGAAAAAGAACUUCAGAAACUGACUCAAGAAGAAAUAAACUUGAAAAGUUUGGUUCAUGAGCUUUUCCAAAAAGUUGAAGAAGCAAAGAGUUCCUUAGCAAUGAAUCGAAGUAGGGGGAAAGUACUUGAUGCAAUAAUUCAAGAAAAAAAGUCUGGCAGGAUCCCAGGGAUAUAUGGAAGAUUGGGAGACUUGGGAGCUAUUGAUGAAAAAUAUGACAUUGCUAUUUCAUCCUGCUGCCAUGCAUUAGACUACAUUGUGGUUGACUCGAUUGAUACAGCCCAGGAAUGUGUAAACUUCCUGAAAAGAAAUAAUGUUGGAGUUGCAACUUUUAUAGGUUUGGAUAAGAUGGCGGUGUGGGCCAAAAAAAUGACCAAAAUUCAAACUCCUGAAAAUACUCCUCGAUUAUUUGAUUUAGUUAAAGUGAAGAAUGAGGAAAUCCGCCAAGCAUUUUACUUUGCUUUACGGGAUACCUUGGUGGCUGAUGAUUUGGAUCAAGCUACAAGAGUGGCUUAUCAGAAAGACAGACGAUGGAGAGUGGUAACUCUACAAGGUCAAAUCAUAGAACAGUCAGGUACAAUGACUGGUGGUGGAAGCAGAGUAAUGAGAGGAAGAAUGGGUUCAUCAGUGAUUGUGGAAAUCCCUGAAGAAGAGGUGAAUAAAAUGGAAUCCCAGUGGGAAAGGCACUCUAAACAAGCAAUACAAAUCCAAGAACAAAAAGCGCAGCAUGAAGAAGCAGUAGUUAAGUUACGGAAUAGUGAACGAGAAAUGAGAAAUACACUAGAAAAGUUCACUGCGAGCAUCCAGGGUUUGUCAGACCAAGAAGAGUAUUUAAGUGUACAAAUUAAAGAGCUGGAAGCUAAUGUGCUUACUACAGCUCCAGAUAAAAAGAAGCAGAAAUUGCUAGAAGAAAAUGUCAGUGCUUUCAAAAAAGAAUAUGAUACUGUGGCUGAGAAAGCUGGUAAAGUUGAAGCUGAGGUUAAACGGCUACAUGAUACCAUCAUAGAGAUCAACAACCGAAAACUCAAGGCGCAGCAAAACAAACUUGACAAAAUAAAUAAGCAGCUGGAUGAAUGUGCUUCUGCUAUUACUAAAGCCCAAGUAGCCAUCAAGACUGCUGACAGAAAUCUUAAAAAGGCACAAGAGUCCGUUUUACGCACAGAGAAAGAAAUAAAAGACACUGAGAAAGAAACAAAUGACUUACAAGCAGAACUAAAAAAUAUUGAAGACAAUGCAGAAGAGGUCAUAAAAGAUACAAAAGCUGCAGAGAAGUCCUUAUCAGAAAUCCAGAAAGAACAUCGAAAUGUACUUCAGGAACUGAAAGUUAUUCAAGAAAAUGAACAUGCCCUUCAGAAAGACGCACUGAGUAUUAAGUUGAAGCUUGAACAGAUAGAUGGCCACAUUGCUGAACAUAAUUCGAAAAUAAAAUACUGGCAAAAAGAGAUUUCAAAACUAAAAUUGCAUCCUGUAGAAGAUAAUCCUGUUGAGACAGUAUCAGUUCUAAGCCCAGAGGAUCUUGAGGCAAUCAAGAACCCAGAUUCUAUAACAAAUGAAAUUGCACUUUUGGAAGCUCAGUGUCAUGAAAUGAAACCAAAUCUUGGUGCCAUAGCUGAGUAUAAAAAGAAGGAAGAAUUAUAUUUGCAAAGAGUAGCCGAACUGGACAAAAUUACUUCUGAAAGAGAUAGUUUUAGACAAGCAUAUGAAGAUCUUCGAAAGCAAAGGCUGAAUGAAUUUAUGGCAGGUUUUUAUGUAAUAACAAAUAAAUUAAAGGAAAACUAUCAGAUGCUUACUUUGGGAGGGGAUGCUGAACUGGAGCUUGUGGACAGUUUGGAUCCUUUUUCUGAAGGAAUCACGUUCAGUGUUCGGCCACCUAAGAAAAGUUGGAAGAAGAUCUUUAACCUUUCAGGAGGCGAGAAAACCUUGAGCUCCCUGGCCCUAGUGUUCGCUCUUCACCACUACAAACCCACCCCCCUCUACUUCAUGGAUGAGAUUGAUGCAGCCCUGGAUUUUAAAAAUGUGUCUAUUGUUGCAUUUUACAUAUAUGAGCAAACAAAAAACGCCCAGUUCAUCAUAAUUUCUCUUCGAAAUAAUAUGUUUGAGAUAUCAGAUAGACUUAUUGGAAUCUAUAAAACAUAUAAUAUUACAAAAAGCGUUGCAGUGAACCCAAAAGAAAUUGCAUCUAAAGGACUUUGUUGAACUUGUUUCUAUUGAACAUUCUUCAAACUUAACUUACCUAGAUUUGUUUCUAGGUUUCUGCCUGUGAGAUUAUGAGUUGUUUAAAAUACAUUUUUCUAAACUGUAUUACAAGUGUC